AUGAAUCUACUAAUUUUCGUUUUAUUUUCAACAUUUGCAUCUUUCUCCAAUGCUGGUCCCAUUGUAAAUGUCAAGUACGGGAAAAUCGAGGGUUUCGAACACACUUCACCAACCGGUCAUGUCUCCGAAGUAUUUCUGGCUGUUCCAUUCGCCAAACCACCGAUCGGAGAUCUGAGAUUUGAACGACCCGAAGAACCAGAACAUUGGGAAGAUGUCUACCAAGCCACACAGUUCCGAAAUGAUUGUACUCCUCAUUAUUCGCUGGUGGCCACAUUCUCCCAUUAUUCGGGCGAAGAUUGUCUCACAUUGAAUAUCAUUAAACCAAAAACGGUUUCCGGAAAACUUCCCGUCCUAUUUUGGGUUCAUGGCGGAGGAUAUUCGAUUGGAUCAGCGAGUCAACAUGGAUAUCAAGUAUUCGCUGAUAAAUACGUUCCGAAAGGAGUUAUUGUUGUUACCAUUCAAUAUCGGCUAGGAUUCAUGGGAUUUUUCACACAAGGAAAAUCUGGAAAUAUGGGACUUUUCGAUCAAGCAGCAGCUCUCAGAUUUGUGCACGAGAAUAUUGAUAAUUUUGGCGGUGAUAAAUGUAAAAUAACCAUUUGGGGAUACAGUGCUGGUGGAGCAAGUGUUUCUCAAUUGACCAUCAGUCCAUAUACUCGAGAUCUUUACGACAAGGCUAUCGUGAUGUCAGCUAGCUCGUAUGCUGGCUGGGCAACUGGCGCUGAAAUCGAGAACCAUUCGAAGGAACUGGCUGAGGCUUUGAACUGCGAUUGGAAUGAUGCCAUUGAAUGCAUGAAGAGCAAAUCCGUUGAAGAAAUUUUCUCAGCGGUUGACAAAAUUGGCUACACAACUCAGAAUAUUGAUAGCAUUAAAUGGUCGCCGAUUAUCGAUGGAGACUUCUUGCCAGCACAUCCUGAUGAACUGCUGUCGCAAAGUCCGGUUAAGCCUACAUUAAUCGGACUUAGUAGCAAGGAAGGAACAUAUUUCACAACUAUGAACCUUGGAAGGGUUCUCAGUACAUUUGCUGUCACCAAAGAGGAUUGCGAGAAAAUUGAUGAGAAAUUCGUUUUGAACUUUAUCAAAAACAAAAUAUUGUACAAUAAUCGGUUCGGAUCAAAAAGUGACAAUGCUUUGAAGAAAAUCUCCGAGUUCUAUUUGCGCCGAAACCGACCGGAACACCUCGAAGGCAAUGCAUUCUUCCUCGAUGCUUAUGCGCAGCUAGUUUCUGACAUUUUCUUCAAUGUUCCAGUUAUUCGUGAUAUAAUUCGUCGAGUUGAAUUGAACACCCCAAUUUGGGCAUAUAAGUUUGAAUGUUUCGACGAUGCCAUUUGGCACGAUCACAUUCCGAAAUCGAUUCGGGGAUCCCCUCAUGCAAAUGAAUAUCAUUAUUUAUUCGAUUUGCCACUAAUAGCAAAUAUCGACACAUCGAAAGGGAAACCAAAAGAAAUCCAAGAAAAUCUUAUUGAUAUGGUGGUCUCGUUUGCCAAAAAUGGACGUCCAGAAAUUCAAAAUAUUCGAUGGAAUCCAGUGAAUAAUAGCGACGAGAUAAAUUAUUUGAGUUUCACGCAAAACGGGUUAACAUUGAAUAACGGAGAUUACUUUGAAGAAAAUACAUCAUUUUGGAAUAAUCUUCGAGAAGACCUAGGACUCGAUGUUGUCGAUCCGACAAGUACAAGAAAAAAUCGUGAAAAAACCGAGCUUUAG
Caenorhabditis bovis is the source of this 1701-nucleotide messenger RNA. The record is from the annotation of a GenBank genome assembly. Lineage: Eukaryota; Metazoa; Nematoda; Chromadorea; Rhabditida; Rhabditidae.